UCCAGCAUCAUGCCAACACUUUUCGUUAUUAAGCUCAUCAAGGUCAACCCAUAUUUGCACCGGGGCAGAGUCCUAGGUCUUUUAGAUUGCUUAGUCAGAGUCAUAGAUUAGAAUUAGAUAGAUUAUAUUGUAAUUGUAGCCUAAUCUAUUACUCUGGCUUAGUUAUUACGUAAUUAUGAUAUGAAUUUGCGUAUACUACAAAGCGAAUUUUUUACCUAAAUCAAACUGGCAACGCAGAAUGUUUACAUGUGUAUUUCGUGCGAAAUAGAUUGCCAACCAACCGCCCAAAAAUAUCCGGGAAACGGGGCGGUGGUCGUUUCACUUCAUGUUUGUGCACGGCAAGCAAAACCAGGAUAUUACCCUUUCUUCAAUACCAGAUCUUCUUUCUCGUGUAAACGGUUCCACUCUCCCGUGUAAUUGCGUAGGAUAGUAGUAGUUUGGAGUUUGGACGUAUUGGAAGACUAAUUGUGUCUUGGUCAGAUCAAAUCAAAUCUCAACGAAGUUGAAAAGACGGAAGUAAUUGAAGUUCCAAAUACGCCAGAGGCAUUGGCUGCAUGCUUGCAAGUAUCUACAAGUUGUUAGAAGAUGGCAGAGGCUGAACAGCUGAAAUCAGAACAGGAUUUGUUAUUUAAUGGGAAGAAAUUGGUUUGCAACAAUCAGCGUUUAAAUCCAUACGUUGACGGGAUGUAUGGCGGAUAUUGGAAGCGCAUGGAAUAUCCUAGUAAACCCCGUGACCGAAGGGAAAAAUGGGAAAUGAUCGAAGUGGAACAAAAAGAAGCCCCAAUAAGAAGAACAAUGAAGACUGCCUUGAUGGGUGGAAAGACGUGGCUGACAUGCUCAUUAUCUUCAAUCACAACAAUAUCCUACGAGUUUACAGUUAUGAGGAGGACGUGGCCAAUGGAUGGAGGUAUUUUGCUCUGGAACCGUACAGUGCCACGUUAUACGAUUAUUGCAAUAGCAAGUACAAGGGAGCCAUGCCAAAUGAAUCGCAAGUUCUUUAUCAAAUUACCAACGGCGUCAGCUAUCUGCAUGGCAAAAGAAUCGUACAUGGCGAUUUAAAUCCGUUAAACGUCGUCAUUGCUGCCCAGUCCCGUCCUGUGCGCAUGAAAAUUUCAGAUUUUGGAUUGAGCAAAUUCAGUUAUAGCAAACGGCUGUUGGAAAAAGGAGAAAACAUUUCCUCUGAAGUGAAACUCUGCCUGAGAAAGUAUUGGACACUGUCAGAGGAAACUGACUCCCUGGAAGGCAUCAAAGACGCCACCGAAGAUGUCGUUGCAGCUGGAUGCAUUUUGUUUUAUUAUCUUACCCGUGGCGGACACCUUUUUGGUUGUGAUUCUAAGUCAAUCUUGAUAAACCUCAAGAAAAACAAUCCAGUCAAUUUAGAAAAUUUGGGUAAAAAUCAUUUUGCGUACGAGCCCAUCAAAAAUAUGAUAAAUCCCCCAGGAAAAGGAUUCAAUUGGUUACAAGUAGCAAAUGAGGAAUUUAAAGAAGCACUUUCACUCCAAGUCAACACCAGCAAACGACUUGGUAGUGGAACUUUUGGACAAGUGUUCGAGGGGACAUUUAACGGCGAUCCCGUUGCAGUCAAACAAAUGUCGACGACAACAGCUGAAAGAGAAAUUAUUCAAAGAGAAAUGAGUACACACAUAGAAUUGAGUCACGUCAAUGUGGUGAAACUCUGGCACGUCGCUGAUUCUGCCGACAAUAAAUUCACGCAUCUGGCUUUGGAAUUGUGUGCCGGGACAUUGAUGGAUUAUUGCCAAAAUAAAUACAGCGGACCGAAAUUGCCACCAGACGAAUUGGUCCUUUAUCAAAUCGCCAAUGGAUUGCAUUACAUCCACUCGAGAAAUUUGGUGCAUCGCGAUAUUAAACCGGAAAACAUCCUCAUUUCAAUGACGGCGCCCGUUCAGAUGAAAGUCUCUGAUUUGUCGUUUGUUAAGAAAACUCGGGAAGAUUUUUCGGAGACUUUUUCGCAGAGCGAAAUUAGAGGAGCUUUUCAGUGGCUAGCACCUGAGAGACUUGUGGUUUUAAUGGACACUGAAAACAAGUCUACCGAUCUGCCACAUGGAACAAUCAAAAGUGACACGUUUUCAUCCGGAUGUGUAUUUUUCUAUUUCCUGACGCGUGGCACACAUCCAUUUGGGAAAAAUCAAGUCUCUGUCCCUACUAAUAUUGUUCAAAACAAACCGGAGGAACUCGACAACUACAAGCAAAAUUUGGCGGCAGACGACGUAAACGGAAGAAUCCCUGCUGGUUUGAUUAAGUUGAUUGAGGAUAUGAUUCAAUUUAAAGAAGAAGAAAGAAUCGGAUUGCCUGAGGUCAUAAAACAACUAGCCGCUGUAUUGUACGGGAUGGACAAAAGCAAAUGUCAAUUGAGGCUCGUUGAAGCGUCGUUAGGUGGGGAUUACAUAAUCCGUUCCCACCCCACUGAACCGAUUCUUGUAUAUGCCAAUGAGAAAAAGUUAAUAUUUUACACUACAGAAAAUUUGACUAUUCCGUUUUCCAAUUGGAGAAAAAAGAAAGAAAUCCCAUUUCAUCAUCUAAACUUUAAGAGAGUUUAUUCGCUUGAGUGGAAUAUUAACGGGACACGACUAGCUGCUCGAUUUUUUGAUCUAACUCUCGUCGUAUGGAGUUACCCAGAGUGCGAAAUCCUCUUUCAAAAGAAAUUUCUGGGUUUUAUGACUCAAAUAAAUUGGAAUUCAACUAGGCCCAACUUAUUUGCUGCUUAUCAUAAGUUGAAUUAUCACCUUUUCGUAUGUGAUUCAUCCAUUGGCGACGUGAUCACCACAAUUGACUGUGAAAACGUGGCUGUGAAGUGGAUCUCUGAAAAUCGAAUCGCCGUCUCUUCUUUUAAUGGAACGAUCAAAAUUUUUGAAAUGGAGGAAAACAAUUUGACAACAACUCGACUCUUGAAAGAAUUCACACAUGGAAAAAAAUGUUAUUAUCUGGAGUGGAAUGAAAGGACCCAAUAUUUGGCCAGUGGUGGUGAUAAGGGGAUCAAGAUUUGGUCUAUGGACGACGACAAGCCAAUUUAUAGCCUGGAGUUAGAAGAACAUCGAAGUGAAUUUGCUUGGCGCUUAUGCACAGGAAAUGGGGAAGAAGAGGGCGGAAUCGAAAUGGCAAGGAAAUCGGCCAAAAACUUCACUUUUGCUUAUUUUUUUUUCAAGAAAUACAAAAAACCAAAAAGUGUAUCAAUUGCCCCCACUCUCCCCUACAUCGCCACUAAACGGCGUUUUUAUUUGGAAUCCUCUGGAAAACGGACAACAGCCGCGAUCGAAGAUACGGUCAUAGAAACGGUCGCCUUAGAAACGGUCGUCAUAGAAACGGUCGCCUUUUCAUCGGACGGUCGAUUUCUUGUAGCCGGGGGCAAUAAGAAUUUAAUGAUUUGGUCAGCGGAGGACUGGGUACAAAUAUGUCAACAUGGAUAUAAAAUAGAUAUAGUCAACAUGGAUAUAAAAAAGAGCGCAAUGAAUAUAUCAUUUUUCACCACAAAAUCUACAAACCUUUACGAGAAUAAACUUAUAGUCCAUUAUUUCGGGUUCAGCCGCUUACUUGAAUUCGCGUUCGAAGAAAGUAACAUUUCUGAUUCGGGCAGUGAAAUAUCAACAGAAUCCGAUGAGGAUGACAUAUUGACAUGGACCUUAAGUGAUAGAAGACGUGGUCCUUUUAAACGACUAAAGGCGCUAAUCUUCUAAACAGAACCAAGUGAAGAAAAUUUAGUCCUGCAAAAAAAAAAAAAAAAAAAACUUGAAUGAUAUUUUUAUCCAAAUGUAGUUUGCCUUUUUUAAACUAUAGAUGUUAGAUUAUUAAAUCUGAUUGUUUCACUGGCUCGUGCGUCUAUAGUUAAUCCGCUUUUCAUUUAGGACUGAAAGCAUCUCACCAAUUGCAAAAAAAAGAAUAUUUCGUGAUUGGAGAUAAAAAUCGUGAUGGAAAUGAAAUCGUGAUCGCGAUUGGUGGAAACUUACGUGUUCCAUCGCCAUCAGCAAAUUGCAGUCGUUUUUUUUUUCUUGUUAACUUCGAGGGUCUUUUUUAUUUCUUGCCUUUUCAGCGUCGCCACGUAUGUCUACCCUACAUUCACAUUUAGAGAAGGUCGGAAGGACGUGCCCAUCGUCGUGUGGUGAAUACAUGCCGUGCUUACCUGCUACAUCGUAACUAGAAUUUUAUGAUUGCUCCAAGAUUCUUCUUUUUUCCUCUGCGAUCGCUUCGUCUUCGGCCUGUUGACGCAAUUCUUCCAUGCGUCGUUCUUCCUCCUUCUCGGCCAAUUCCAAUUUCUUCAGCUGACGUCGCUCUUCGAGUAAGGCCGCCUGUUCUUUCUGCAAUUGCGUGAGAUCCUUGUGUCUUCGUUCAGCGGCCUCUCGUUCAGCCUUUUCCUCCAACGCAGCUUGCUCCAGCAUCUAUCAAGAAAAUUCGAAAAGUAUAUCAAUCCCAUUUUUGCUAGAAAUUAGAAAAUCGUCAGUAUGUUUACCCAUAAACGUUCGUUAAGUUCUUCUUCUUUCUGCGCUUUCUUUUUAAGCUCGAGCUGGCGCAAUUGUUCAGCCAUAUCUUCAUUCCAUUUGAUUCGUUGGGCUUGAGUCAUCUUUUCUAAUUCUUCAGCUUUUUUGUCCUCCAGUUCUCCCUUCUCUUCACAACCGUAUUCGAUCCAUAACUCUUCUCUUUCACGUCGCCGGCGCUAAGUUUAAUUGAUUGAAGAAGAAAAAAUUUGAAAAAUGUCAUUUCUCACGUGUUUAUGAUGUACCUCCUCGACUUCUAAAGCCUUUUGAAGCCGAUGGCGGAUGGAAGCAAGUUUCUCGGCUUUCUCUUUCCUUCCUUGCUGCUGCAUUUGACUCAAGCGACGUCGUUAGAGUUGGCAUUCUUCAAUUAAUCUAUCUUCCUCCAUUUCAAUAAACUUCUGGAUGGCUUUCCAUUGAUUCUGCAAUCUGA
Daphnia magna is the source of this 4917-nucleotide messenger RNA. RefSeq lists its product as uncharacterized. Gene Ontology annotation, biological process: protein phosphorylation; intrinsic apoptotic signaling pathway in response to endoplasmic reticulum stress; IRE1-mediated unfolded protein response. Gene Ontology annotation, molecular function: ATP binding; RNA endonuclease activity; protein serine/threonine kinase activity. NCBI's taxonomy places the organism in Eukaryota, Metazoa, Arthropoda, Branchiopoda, Diplostraca, Daphniidae. The coding region runs from base 747 to 3692 and encodes 981 amino acids. The record is from RefSeq and is a predicted model, not a curated record. The transcript has 14 exons. Gene Ontology annotation, cellular component: IRE1-TRAF2-ASK1 complex.